AAUAUUUGACUGUCAGAAACUGCCCCAACUUGUCUAUCUCUAUCUCAUACACUGAAUCCACCCAGAGAACUUUCUUGCAAAAUUCAUCCAAACAAAUAAUUAAGAUGUAAUAAACCCUCUUAUAUAUAUAUAUAUAUAUAUGAUCUCGAUCUCUUUCUUGGUUGCUUUCUUUCUUCAAAUCAGAGAUCAAAAACCCUCUCUCUCUCUCUCUCUCUCUCUCUCUCUCUCUCUCUCUCUCUCUCUAUAUAUAUAUAUAUAUAUGUUGUGUUCAUUUAGGUUUUCAAGAUUUGGGAAAUUAAAAGCUGAUCAAAAAGAGAAGAAGGGGUUUUGUUUUCAAGAAGAUAUAGGUAUUCUUCUGAAUGCACAGAUUGAUUCUUCUUCAGCCUGCAAAUCUCAGAGCCAUUGCAUUUUUUAAGACAAGAAGCAUUGCUUCACCAUACUCUUCAACGCCAAAUUAUUCAUCGGCCGUGCCGCCACCGCCAUCGUCGUCGCACUCGCCGUGACACAACUACGUAAUCCCGACAAAAAUCGCCCCAACCGCGGCUAAAUUAAAUGAGCAUUGCGAAAGCCCCGGCGACGAGGUUGGCAUUGUCGAAAGGCGGCUUCAUCAACCUUAAAAAUCAGUACGCCAACGGCGGAGCAAAGGAUGUAAGAAUCGCGCCAAACAACGGGCUCGACCGAAGGCCAUCGAGCAUUGCGCAGUUCAUAGAAUCGAAGAAACUUGAAUUAUGCAAACCGAGAGGGAGAGCGAUAUUCCGGUACUUUCCGGUGGAAUCGCUCUGCCUGCUCGUUUGCCUCACGGCGUCGUUGCUUAUAUUACCGUUGAUUCUCCCGCCGCUCCCUCCUCCGCCGUCGUUGCUGCUGCUCCUCCCGAUUUUUAUCUUGGCGCUCCUCAUGUUCUUGGCUUUCAUGCCCUCCGACUCCCGUAAGGCCACCUACGCGUACGCCUAAACGGGUAACGGUGUGCAAUUUUGGCGCUGUAAGUGACAUCUCUUAUUGUUUCGAUUCUUUAAAAAGAUAUGUUUGAAAAUAGUCUUGUAUCUCACUUAUUGUCGUUCUAACGAUACUGAUUCUACGCGUUUAAAGCGAUUAUAAGUGAAAUACAAUACUAGUUUUAGAUAUAAUCGAA
Messenger RNA from Andrographis paniculata, 1129 nucleotides. RefSeq names its product protein AUXIN-REGULATED GENE INVOLVED IN ORGAN SIZE-like. The record is from RefSeq and is a predicted model, not a curated record. NCBI's taxonomy places the organism in Eukaryota, Viridiplantae, Streptophyta, Magnoliopsida, Lamiales, Acanthaceae. The transcript is spliced from 2 exons. Bases 553 to 951 code for a protein of 132 amino acids. Gene Ontology annotation, biological process: positive regulation of organ growth.